UGUGACACUUUUACCCUCCAUCCCAUUCGCGCACACACACACACACACUCGCUCGCUCACCCACCCGCCCAUCCCCGUUUGGCUGCGCGCGGGCCACUUCAACUGUAGGGUUCUCAAGCGCCGGUGCAGACAACGGAGAGACCCAGACCGCAGCCAGGAGUCCGGCUCACACACGGGAGUAGGCAUCAGCAGCAGCAGCACUAUAGCGUGGGUGAUUGUGUGGACUGGCUCUGCGCAAGCAAGAGGAGGAGGAGGGCAAUUUACGUUGAGUUUAGGAGCUCACGAACAUCUCGGCUGACUUUCCCCGUGAAUCAAGAAGCGACCUGGCCACAAAUGAAAGCUCAACGAAGUGGCUUAUCGUGCACAGAUGUAUCGCAGCCGAAUACUCUAAACGCGUGAUGUUGAUUCUAAAUGUGGAGGGGAAAAACCGGAGGACGCGGAGAAAAAUCCACGCGACCACGUGGGGAGAGACACGCCAACUUCAAAUAUAGAGCAGGCGUCAAGAGUCGGGAUCGAACCCACGAUCUCCUGUAUACCAGGCGAGGGAAUUAACAUCCUGACACCAUGAAUAACCCCGCGAGACUGCGCCAGUCGUUCUUGUGACUUGGCAAUAGGCGCGCUGACCACUGCUGUUCUGUGCGUUUGAGGCAAGGCAAUAAUAACGGUGACACGCAAAUGCAACUCUUGGAUGGACAUUAGCUAUACCUAUACAGGUGCACGCAGAGACCUCUCGGAAGGCGUGGGAAAUAGCGUCCUUUAACCGGAGCGUGGGAUAAAGAAAGAAAACGGAAAGUACAAACUGACAGCAAAACGAGCGCUUCCAUUGGCAUUGACGCUGAAGGCCGGUGGGCAGAAGGCUUCAUUGCACAUACACCUCCAUCAACAAAGUACUUGGAAUUACCAUCGAGUCGUUUAAUGAGAGACUCAACAUGCGACCCAAAUGGAGAAACAGGAUGCUGCACAACGGUGGAAUUAAGAAGAAUCUCAUGAAAGCCUAGGGGGACGAUGCGUGCUGACAACUAGAAUGGUCAGAGAGUGGCACUUCUGAUGUAAAGCUGGCGAAACUUUUUUCACUGAACACUGCCACGGAAUAAAAGCUCAGAGCGGGUGCUCCUUUUCGUGAACAGCUUUUAAAAGUUUCUGCAUUCGGGCGUGGGUUUUGUUUUAUAUCAUAGAGAUAUCGGUGGCUUCGAACCUAUUACAAAGUUAAUGAGCCAAAUGGCAAAUCGUUUUACUUAAAAUGGAAAUCGCGUCUCGGUAUUAAAAUCAACGUAUAUUAACGCAACUCUUUUGCAGUCAAUGCAAGCAAUAGAGGAACGCGCAAAAAAGUUGAACUCUGCUUUUAAUAGUAGCGUAUAAUACGUAAAGCCGGCAGUAUGUUUUCCACUGAUAAGAAGUUGAAGGAGGAGAGUGUUUUAGGCAUCCUCUCCAGUUUCAAAGUUUGCUGAGCACGACGCGUGGUGCCACUGCAAACCUGACUGAAAGUAUAAUAGUCAUCAAGAAAAUAAAUUUAUAAAACUGAGCCAGACGAAUUGGCUGCUAAAUACUUCUCUUUGUCCGCGAACGCCACACACAUAAAUCGCCGGACAGCCACAGACAGAGGCGUCCUCAAGAAAGCCGCCCCCCACCCUUGUCAGCACGUCGCUGACAGAGAACGAGGGGAGCAGCGAAUCCCCGGCCACUGUGGCGGCUGCAUGGGGGAACGUGGGCCAGGUCGGGGUUGACGGUGGGAUCGUAGGACGAGGGGACGUGGAAAGGAGUCGUAGAGGGGGAGCCAGGAGAGUGACGAAGGGGUGGGAAGAAGAAGAAGAAAAGGCGGCGUGUGUUCGUACAGAACAAGUGGUGAGAUCCUCGAUCUACAGAAGGGGACUAUGCUGCGGCGGCGGAGGAGACGGUAUUUCCUUGAUGAGGGCUCGAAGAUGGCCAGGGAGCGUGCUUGCAACCAGCUCUACGAGUCGUACUACUGCAUGAGCCAGCAGUUCCCACUGCUCGUCUUCUUCCUGCUCAUCAUCUCGGGAACGUGUGUGGCUCUGCUGGCCGUCUUCUUCGCCACCGGAAGGGAAGUGAAGAAUCACCUGGCGUUCAUCGUGACGGUGGCCACGGCACUGGGCGUGUUCCUGACCAUCUUUGUGCUGGCAUGCGUGGAGGCGGUAUUCACGCGCCUCCUCCGUGUCUUCGCCCUGGCCAUAUGGGCCACCCUCGUGGCCAUGGGCUACCUCUUCAUGUUCUGCGGAGGCGUCGUCUCGGCCUGGGACCAGGUGUCCUUCUUCCUCUUCGUGGUGUUUGUGACAUACACCAUGCUGCCCUUCGGGAUGCACGCGGCCGUGCUGGCGAGCUCCGUGCUCUCCGCGUCGCACCUUGCCGUGCUCAGUGGCUUCCUGUCCACGCGCGACAAUCCCUACUCCUCGGCACACCUGGCUCUGCAGCUGCUGGCCAACACGGUGAUCUUCGUGUGUGGGAAUCUUGCCGGCGCCUACCACAAGUACCUCAUGGACGUCGCCCUGAAGCAGACCUUCGACGACACCUGCAACUGCAUCCGCUCACGCAUGAAACUGGAGUCUGAGAAACGACAACAGGAGCGGCUGCUGCUGUCCGUGCUGCCGGCGCACAUCGCUCUGGAGAUGAAGGCAGAGAUUAUCCAACGCCUCAAGGGCCCCUUCUGCGGGCAGCAACAGCAGCAGCUGCUGCCCGAGAACUCCAACAACUUCCACAACCUCUACGUGCGGCGGCACAAGAGUGUCAGCAUCCUCUACGCCGACAUCGUGGGGUUCACGCGGCUGGCCAGCGACUGCUCCCCUGCGGAGCUUGUCCACACCCUGAACCAGCUGUUCGGCAAGUUUGACCAGAUCGCCAAGGAUAACGACUGCAUGCGGAUCAAGAUCCUGGGCGACUGCUACUACUGCGUGUCGGGCCUGCCCAUUUCUCUGCCAUCCCACGCCAAGAACUGCGUGAAGAUGGGAAUCGACAUGUGCGAGGCAAUAAAGAAAGUGCGCUACGCCACAGGGGUGGACAUCAACAUGCGCGUGGGCGUGCACUCGGGGAACGUGCUGUGCGGCGUCAUCGGCCUGCAGAAGUGGCAGUACGACGUGUGGUCACACGACGUGACACUCGCCAACCACAUGGAGGCCGGCGGUGUGCCCGGGCGGGUGCACAUCACAGAGGCCACGCUCGAGCACCUCCACGGGGCGUAUGAGGUGGAGGAGGGAAGGGGCGUCUUGAGAGACCCCUACCUUACCGGCAUGAAAACCUUCCUGGUCAUCAACCCGCAGGGCGAGAAGGAGAGCCCUCAUCUGUCGUGCAAGUGCUCCAAGUUCAGCGACCCAAUGCGCGCGUCCAUGCGCAUGACGCGCUACCUGGAGUCGUGGGGCGCGGACAAGCCCUUCGCUCACCUGCAGCACCGUGACAGCGUGCCCUGCGACCCCACUGCUUCCUCCAACGGCAAGAUCUGCACCGUGGACAUUCAGAUGGUGCAGAUUAACCCAUCGAGGGAAAGGAGUCGCUCCCAGCGAAGGCGUUUUGAAGAGGAGCUGAACGAAAGAAUGAUUCAAGCCAUUGAAGGCAUCAACUCACAGAAGCAGUGGCUCAAAUCAGAGGACAUCCAGAGAUUCUCACUCUUCUUCAACGACAGAGCUUUCGAGAAAGAGUACAGAAAUACCACACUUCCAGACAUCAAGCACUACGUAUCCUGUGCCUGCCUCAUCUUCUUUUGCAUCUUUGUUGUUCAGAUAUUUGUGGUGCCCAAGACAGCAGAGCUCGGGAUAUCGUACGGGGUGGUCUUCCUCCUUCUCGGGUUCAUUCUCUGCGUCUGCGUCGUUGGGCAGCUGCUCCAGUGCAGCCGCAAGGCGUCGCCGUCGCUCACGUGGAUGCUCUCCGUGUCGGCGACGGUGGAGGAGAAGCCCUGGCUGCGCCUGGCCCUCACCAUGGUUACCAUGGGCAGUAUCCUCACAAUGGCCGUCUUCAACAUGUUUUUCUCUCCGGCCGUGGAGUCUCCCACCUGGCAGAACUUCACCGACAACAGCUCCAGCGCCAACGACAGCGGCUUCACGAGCGUGAGCAGCGCUAGGGAACACUUCUACCUGCCGUACUUCCUGUACAGCUGCAUCCUGGGCCUGGUGUCGUGCUCCGUGUUCCUGCGCGUCAACCACGAGCUCAAGGUGCUGACGCUGCUCGCCGCCGUCGUGGGCUACAACGUCAUCCUGCUGCACACGCACCACGGCGUGUUCGACGCCUACACCGAGGCGCUCUACCACCCCAGCCUCGUGCGGCCUGGCGUUCUCAAAGACGUCAAAGUGAUGGGCUCCAUCUGGCUCAUCGUGUUCUUCUUCACGCUGCUGGUGCUCGCUAGACAGAACGAGUACUACUGCCGGCUCGACUUCCUGUGGAAGCAGAAGUUCAAGAAGGAGCGCGAGGAGAUCGAGACGAUGGAGAACCUGAACCGAGUUCUCCUGGAGAACGUCCUGCCGGCGCACGUGGCAGAGCACUUCCUCACCCACCACCGCAAGAACGAGGACCUCUACCACCAGUCGUACGAGUGCGUCUGCGUGAUGUUCGCCUCCAUCCCCGACUUCAAAGAGUUCUACCAGGAGUCGGACGUCAACAAAGAGGGCCUGGAGUGCCUACGUCUCCUCAACGAGAUCAUAGCCGACUUUGACGAGCUUCUGUCCAAGCCCAAGUUCAGUGGCGUAGAGAAGAUCAAGACGAUAGGCAGCACUUACAUGGCUGCCACUGGGCUCAAUGCUGCGGUGGGGCAAGAGAAUGGGCAGGAGCCAGAGCGGCAGUACGCACACAUCGGGAUCAUGGUGGAGUUUGCCAUGGCUCUCAUGGGAAAACUGGACGUCAUCAACAAACACUCGUUCAACAACUUCCGACUGCGAGUUGGAAUCAACCACGGCCCUGUCAUCGCUGGGGUCAUUGGUGCACAGAAGCCACAGUACGACAUCUGGGGAAACUCAGUCAACGUGUCCAGCCGUAUGGACAGCACGGGGGUUCUUGGGAAGAUUCAGGUCACGGAGGAGACGAGCGACAUCUUGCAGACGCUCGGCUACAACUGCCAGUGCCGCGGCAUGAUCAAGGUGAAGGGCAAGGGAGAGCUCAAGACCUUCUUUGUCGUCACGGAGAUGACUCGCUCGCUCUCGCAAGGCAACGUCAUCUGCUGAGUCCCCUCGUCAGCACUCCGCACUGAGGACCCAGCGAGUCGGACAGGCUUCGCGAUAAUUUAGCAGCGUCUGAACUGAGGGGUUAAAGUGCUUGCGCCACUCUUGCCUCCCUCUAUCUUCGGCGAGCGGAACGAAUGCGGUCGCGCUCAAUGGCUCGUUCUCCUCCAGGCAUCCGUGAACAAGCGUUUUUGUCCGACGUGCUGAUCCGUCGUAUGUUGCAUCCAUGUCCCUGGCAAGAUUGCCGACGAAGAGGUGUGUGGACAGAUGACUGCAACACCAGCACCCGCCUGCUCCAAGCCCCCAGCAGGUUCGUGUAGUCAAAAAGAUUGAUCUCAUUAGGUGAUUACAUCUGACCUCUCUGUGGCAGUGAAAUGAACUGGAUCUUUCUGCUCAUUAGCCUCUAAAAAAGCAGUCCUUGGACUGAUGGAGGUGCUCCAAGUUGCAAACGAAGAAUUGUCUGAUUCUACAGAAAGUUUUUAUCAAAGUGUUUCCCCCACUCAAAUGAACGUUGGGCAGUUGCAGAUCUACAUCGGUGGCCCCCAAAGGCAGUUGUAGAAAUUCGACAUUCCUAUGGCUGGGGCAUGUCUCUCGAUAAGAGAAGCAUAGGAAAACCACUGUUGAUAUGCAACAAAGUGGUACUCACUUCAUCAAGUCCAGGGGGAUUGAUGAGCUGUAGUGCAUAAUCCAAGACCAUGCCCAUACACUUAACGAGUAAUAGUUUGUAUGCAAUUUCUAACAAAGCCUUUUUUUAAAGGUACCUUUUCUGUUUUAUUAAAGCUGAUAAUCUGGACUUGAACUUUUUAUGACAUGGGCGACUAAAUACAAAAAAAGAGAAUUCUCUGAGAAACUCCUUUGGUGGAAAGUUGCGUCUCCGUGACCCGAUGACGGUCGACUCAAAAUCAGGAGGGGUGACGCGAUCCACGGUUUUGUGUCCCCGAAAUAAAAAAAGGUGUAAACAGCUGCUUUUGCCGUUCAACAGAAGUUCAAUUGUGACAUCUGUCUCAUUGUUUUAUUCACGACCUUUUUUCCUUUCGUUUUUAAAUCCACUGAGCGUUUAAGAUGAAGAACAUUGCGACUGAAAAGGAACUUGCUUCACUGCCGCACAAGUUUUUUUUGCGCAUUUCGAACCGGCGUAUUUGAGGAAUCCGCGCAGGAAAGUGUUUGCCAAACCGCCAGCUGCUGUAUUGAAGCAAUGUUAGAGUUGUAUUCUUUGCUUUCUUAUUUUGUCCUUUGAUCACAGUUAGAGUGUACAGUAUCAUGUUUGAUGCACUAAGAAUAAGUUAUUGAUUCAUAAUGUGUCGUGAGGUUUCAUGCAUAACUCGCCCGUGCGUAUACAAUAAUCGUGUCUUGUGCGCGCGCGCGUUUUGUUUGGGGAGCGGCAGUGCAGCGGUUAGCGCGCUGAGCUAUAAACCCAGUGAUCCUAGUUUGAUUCCCGUUCACAGCCAACACCAGUGACGAUUAUCUGAACUGGUCCUGGGCCUCCCCUAGGUCGACUCAGCCUAAAAUGAGUACCUGGUGUGUUGUUUAAACAUCGUAACUAGAAAGACAAAGGCGGCCGGGCGUGGUGCUGGCUACCCAUGCGCUUGUGUGUCGUGCCGGCCUUCAUAGGUGCUCGCUAACAGCAUUCGCCCCAAAAGUCUGUUCAGGCUAUACGGGGCAUCUCUGCGUUGUCUUGUGUUUUGAUUGUGGAAGAUGCUGCCUGAGAACACCUGGAUGCACAUCGCCUGCAUUUUCUGCACGAUUUAGAGUCUGUGGGCCCGAGCAGCAAUUGGUGCCACCCAAGGUAGCAAAACUUUAGUCGUACAGAUUUAUUUUAUACGGAUAAUGAGAGUGGAUGAAUUGCUAAGCCCUCUAAUUUCAGGUGGUUAUCGCAUAAUUCACUGUUAUUGGCCACGUAAACAAAUUUAAACCAGUAAAGUUAUGCCACAUCAGGUGAAAUAAGCUGCUCUGGGCUCACAGGCUAUCAUGCUUUACUGCCGCAUAGAAUUUGAAGUGCUUGCAGUGACAUACGUAGCCCUCGCAGAACUGACAGUGGUCUACAAACAAUGCAGAGUGAAUCCCAUUGCAUUGGAAUAUCAUUCAUGUAAAUGUAUUGUGCAAACCUGUUGAUGCAUUUCAAAAGCUGCGUUAUUGUGAAAUCAUAAACCCGAAAGCUAAUCACGAGACUGAGCAUCCGUUCGUGUCAAAAUCGCUUCCGAAACCCGGGACACGAGAGAGCGGCUCUUGCAGCAGGGGUCAACACACCACCGGCUGCAAAUGCAAACCGAUGUUCAUCCAGCUGUGCUGAAGCCUCGACGACGCGCGCACAUUUUCACCGUCCUGUUUAUCAUGACCCCAGUUAAUUUCGCAGCACUAAAGUAACGUCCGUGUGAAACGAGGAGAAAAUAAACCUGCAGGCCAGGGAUUAGUAGAAAUGUAGUUCUGUGGCCUCACGGUCAGUCUGUCCAUUGUUGGUCCCUUGAACAGAGUGUGUCCGACGGCGAUGCUCGGUGAUCACAGCGCGAGUGAACGGCAUGGAUUUAUGCGACGGGGAGAGACGGGACUGGGCUGUGUACGACCUGAGAGGCGCGAGUUGCCUACCUGCAUUUGCGGUAUGCGUAAAAGCUGCGUGAAACGAGCAUCGCGUGGGUGAUUAUGUACAUAACAUACCAUGUGGCGUUCAAAAGCGGGCGUAAGUGCGGAAUCUAAGCGGGCGUUCAUGGCAUUGGAAUAAACAAUGUAACCACCUGUGUUUUAGAUGUUGGUAAUAGAUUUAUGCGUUGUAGCGAGUGCUCUCGGACACUGUAGAACAAGGCACAUGCGCAUUGGUUUACUAUGUUCGCAGUUGUACCACCCGUGCUUAUUGGUAUUCUAUGAUUGACUGAACAGACGUGUUCUUGUGAUGCUGAUGAGGUAUGCACACAAAUAUUAGUACUUUUAUCACCAGUUAUAUUCCAUUUUGUUCUCUUGGUAUUACAUCACAAAACAACUGUUUCAUUUGGAAUUCGCGCAAUCAACAGAGCAUCGCAUCACACCAGAGAACGGCCCGUAGAAAAUGACGUCGCAGAACUACUUCUGAAGUCACUCGGUAGGCUUAACAUUGUACACCGUGUGGAACACCCUUGUGCCCUCUAAAUAAGAAAAACGAAUUCAUAAUUUGGACAUAUUUUAAAAAUGGGACGCAUUGUUCGGAGGUGGGGAAUAGUGAUCAUCACAUGCAUAUUGUUGUUACUAAACGGCUUAAGCCUUCACAUCUGCCAACAUUGUCAUAUAAGUGGAAGUUCACAGUUUCCUUUAUUUUUCCAAGUGACAUAUAAUUUGACGUAAUAAGUUGUCUUUUGUUCAGGAAUAUUCGUGACGAAUACAAACAACAUUGAAAUUCUAGAAUUGCACAGAUGAGCUAAGCAGGCUUUAGCCUGGCUAGUGCUUGGAUGGGUGACUACCAUGCACAAACGUAAAGUCAUAGGACUGUAGAGAUACGUGGGUGGGUAUCAGGGACCAGUGUUGUUCUGUACUUCAGUGAAUACAGGACUAUUCUGUCCACCCUCAUCAACCGAACUGGUCAGCGUGGUGAAGUGUAGGGAAAUAACCUGCAGGACCUGCAGGGCCUGGGGGAGGCCUUCAUCCAGCAGUGGAUUGACAAGAUGGCCAAUGCGCCGAGUGACACAAACGACCGACGUUGACAUCGGCGGCCAGGUCGGGUAUAAUGGAACGACUGUGAAGGACAUCAGUGUGUUGCGUUGAAAUAAACACGGUAGCAAUCAAACGCAACUAAAACUACAACUAAUUUUUAUUUGGCCAGGUAAGGCCCCAAUGAGCUAUAUUGUACAGAUUUUUUUCAGAAGCGACCUGGCCACAAAUGAUAGCUCAACGAUGUGGCUUAUCACGUGGGAAUUUAUAGCAGCCAAAUACUCUAAAAGCACUUUUUUUACGUGGAGGGAAAAACUGGAGGACCCGGAGAAAAAUCGCGACCAUGGAGAAAACAUGCAAACUCAAAAUUUACAGCAGGCGUCAGGGUCGGAUCGAACCCACGACCUCCUGUAUACCAGGCGAGGUAGUUAACAUCUUGCCACCAUGGCGGCUAAUCAUAUUUAACAACACAAAUGUGUGUAGCACUGCAGGUGCAACAGCUCACAGCUACAUCCAAACCGUCAUCUCAAAAUAUCUAGAGCCAUUUGUAUAAUUUAGACCACCAAUUGAAAGCGUCUUGAGAUGUUGUGCCCAUUUCAAUGGGAACGGAGUGCGAUUUCGUCCCCAUUGGGACUCAUCACCACUGUAGAGCCAUGAGGCUGAGAGCUUUUGCACGUGCGCUGCGCGCCUGUAUGAGUUGUAUCUAUUCGCUUCCAGCCUGCAUCGUUGUUUCUGUUGUGAUGGGGUUUCUUUCCAUUUACACGCUUGAAUUAAUAAUCCAAUCGCCGACACCCAAAUAAACUGCCGAACCAUGAGGCCAGUGUCCUACAUCGGGGGCCACUGUCGGGCCCCUGGUGGCCUUUAGUGUGGCCCCUGACGUGCGGGCCCCCAGACAAUACGCAAAUGUGAAGACACCCCCCCCCCCCCCAUCAUUGUGCUGUCACACCCCCAAUGAUUUCAAAUGUGUGGCGGCCCUCAACACACUGAUGAUGUCUUAUUGAAGAACAACUGCGUGAGACGUUAACGUUGCCAAUAACUCGAGCCGGGGCUGACCACUGCUCUGUGACUCAGCGUGGAAUUCCCGAGUGAGUGGUCGAAGGUUGACGUCGUUCAUGACAAUGCCAUUGCCUGUGAGUGCAUUGAUAACGACACUACAGUGCUGCUGACUGCAAGAUUCUAAUCAGCAACUUAAAGGGGGUCUUCUGUACAAAAAUAACGAGGGUUAUGUAUGUACGUGUAUAGAAACGCGCAGCUGAUUCGCAAUACUCUUUUCUCAUGAGUCUUUUUUACUCUUUGGUUCUAUCGUUAAAGUCACGUAGUUAGAAAUAAUUUUAAUAAUUGUAUUUUAUUUCUAACUACAGUACGUGACUUUACCGAAAUAACCAAAGAGUAUGGAUUCCUGCAGUCACGAAAUCUUCAAAUCAAGAGUCUUCUUUAUUGGCAUAUUUUAGCCAUUUCUUUACUGUUUUUUGUGUUUGCGUUUUGUGGGUGCGCAGAGAACAUUCACACAUGAGGCAUGAUACUCAAAAAAAUCCAUACAGAUAAGUCAACAACAUCGUGUACUCCCUCCCACCUGCUGGCCACUUUACAGUGACUCCUCUACUUAUGAACACCCGACUUACGAACGUUCAGAGACACGAACAAACCUGUCUGUAUGUCCAGUUGUCUGUUCGGACAGAGUCGUAAGUUCAACCGCUGCGCCAUAGAUGGCGGUAGUGGCCUCUACAUCUACGUGAGAUUUUAAAGCCAUUCCUCGUGUUUUGUGUACACGGCGUACAACAUGUUUGGAAUCAACAGCAGUGAAGUUGGACUUACGAACAAAUCGACUUACGAACAGACCUCUGGAACCUAACUCGUUCGUAAGUAGAGGAGUGUGGCACGUGUGCCCCUGCAUGCACCGCCGUGCUCGCCAAGGCCAUCAUUUUAUUUUAUUUCACACCCAACCGGUCGCAUUCACUGUUAAACACCCGAGGUAGUCGAGGUGACGCCCAACAAUGGAUUUUGCAUGAAACUUCAUUUUUACCAAACCAGUAGAUCGGGAAUGAAGUCUCAUGUCACCUCCUGGCAUUAGGGUUUCUCUGGUACCUUCCUUUCCUACCAAAUGUGAGGCACUGUUUAAACGGGAAUUUGUCAAUCGUGUUAAUACAGUACCCCUCCUCUCAUUGCGGGCUUUCUUGAAUAAUGGCUAAUUUAAAAAGUAUUUCUAUUUACGAGAAUAGUUUUUUACCCUUUUUUCUGGCAACAAAAAAAAACCUUUUACAAGGAAUCAUGUCUCCAUUAACCACAAUACUUGUAGUGAGAAUGCAAACAAAAACCAACAAACAUACUCUAUUUCUAUUUAUUGCAAUUGUUGCAAUAUGAUGCCGCAAUGAGACAUUCAAUGUGACUCAAUUUGUCGUGCCAGAUUGAUUUCAUCUGUCAAUAGCUAAGUUUCAUUUGUUCAAGAAAAGUGCUUGUUAAAAAAAAACAUGUCCUGUUGUCUCAUUUCUGAAAUCUUUUUUUACUUAAAAAACAUUCAUCUAUUUUUCUCAGAAUGUGCUUUUGGCAUCAAACAAAAUAUUCAUUCAGAGCUCCUGCAGAGCAGGGCACACAUUUGCCUGUGGAUGGAGAUAUCACAGAUCUACUUCUGAGAUUCUAUCAAGUUAUUUACAGUCCAGACACCAGGGGGAUCACUGUCCUACACAGCCUGCUAAAUAAAAUAUCAAUCGCAUCGCAGGGAAACUAAACGUUUUAAUCCUCACCACUGAAAUAUUUAGGGAAAUUACAUUUGGGACUUGGUAGAGACCAGCAACUCGCAACACCUGAGAAUACAGUCCAGCCAUGGGUGGCAACCCAACUUCAAACCCAGGAUCUCUGCCGUGUCAGCUAAAUAUCCUAACCCCUUAGCCACUCGCCAUCUCUACCACUAGAGGCGUUAAUUUCUUCAGUGGCGAUGCAUUCUUAAAAAGGAAAUGGCCAAAGUUCCCAAACGCAAGGGUGCCCUCCUGAAACCGUGUCUCAGGAUGUACUUACUAAACGCACACCUCCUAGAGAGCAGUGCGAACACAAGGUGCCGUGGUGGCGAGAUGUUAACUCCCUCGCCUGAUAUACGGAGAUCUUGGGUUCAAUCCCGACCCUGACGCCUGCUGUAUAUUUGGAGUUUGCAUGUCCCUCUCCUCGCGGUCGCGUAGAUUUUUCUCCGGGUUUUCUGGUAUUUCCCUCCACAUUUAGAAACAUGCAUCGUGCUUUCAGAGGAUUUGGUUGCUCUAAAAUUUCACAUGAUGAGCCAUUUUGUCGAGCUAUUAUUUGUGGCCAGGCUGCUUCUGGAAAAGAGCUGUAUAUCUCAGCGGGCCUUACCUGCUCAAAUAUAAAAAAAUAGUUACACUGUUAGGCAUCGCGCUCGGCUCCCAAGCACCCACCCGAAGUGCCUACACGUGGCGUGCGCCGGUGGCCGGAGUGCCUGCGCGCUUCUGCCUCGUGUGCGUGUGCCUCGUGUGAGCGCGACGAAUGAUUCCGAGCGCGCCUGUGUCGUUCUGCAGUCGUGUGACGUCGCGUUGUUCAGCACUUGCCCGUGCCUGUAUCGUUGCAUUGUUUAUGUUGCCCCCCACCUGGGAUUUAACGCAUUGCCCUCGCCUUGCUCCCCCCCCACCGCCAUCUCCACGUGGAGGGGUUGGCAAGCAACGCAAGUGCGACAGCGCUUCUUGUCCUGUUCGCUACAAUUUCCUCGUCCGCAUUCGAUCGUAGCCAUUGAUUGCGUUGCGUAACGGGGCAGACACAAGUUUUCCCCGCAAAUAUUCGUAACAUUGCACUGAAAUUAAAGGAAGACGAAACCAAACAAUAGCAUGGGAUGAUAUUUCAAAAUUCAUGAUCAAAACAAAUCAUCGCGUUGUUUCGUAGUCAUAAUUUUGGGCACGCUGGCAUCAAUUGGAGGAUAUACUGUCAAUCAAUAUCCGACAUGUCCCCUGCUUAAACAAACCACAGGGCUGAAGCCAUCACUAUUAGCUUACCCGAGCUGUUGAGGGAGGAUCCAGAUUCCCACGGCAGGGCCCACAAUAUCUCCUGUUCACUUCCUCACAAAGUGGGUUUUGUUUUGCAGUUAAUCCCCAACCCCACGAUGUGUGUAUGUUGGACUUCUUUCGCACCGUACAUAGCCAAACGUGCGCAUCGGAGGUGUGCGGGAAGGACAACAAACUAAAGUCAAAAAGCAGUUUUUAAAAAUGGGUUUUGAAUCUAGAUUUAAAAGUGCAUUGCUCCAGCGCAUCUGAAAGCACGCGAUGCGGAGACCGUCUUUGUUCGAUGGCCAGCCAUGAACCACUGCGAGGAUGAGCGGAGUUCGCGGGAUGGUUUAUGCUCCUUGACGAGAUCAGCGAGUUGUUGUGGUUUAUACCAAUUAUGUUCUAAGCAAUGGACGUUCAGCUUUGGAAGGUAGUGCUCACAGCCCUCAGUGAUGUUACACAAUUGGUGUUUUUAAAAGUGAUCUCAUUGAUGCUAAUAUACUAAUUAUGGAUUUUAACCGUAGAAAUGUAUUUGCAGGCUUUCUAUCUCGAUAUAUAGGAAGUGGCUGCUUCUGCUGCCCCCAUAUUACCCCAAGCUGUUUACACGGCCAUUUCUCUCCUUUUAAUUGCUGUUUCCAUCAGUUUCAUUAAUUUUAGUUAAAAUUAAAUGAUUCAAUAAUAAUAAUAAUAAUCACCCGCUACUUACCAAGUAACAGUAAUCCAAGUACGCACUUAAAUGCUUAAUACUAGUGCAGGGUUGCCCAUACCUAUCUCGAAUAAUGUGAUCACUUGUCAUUUAUGUUACAAAAAAAGUAAAAAGUGGGUUCCUACUCAAUGGAGCGUGAGGUUUUUGCUCAUCUCCUGUUUACAACCGUGCAUCAGUAGUGGAAAUUCCACUUUCUGAUGGAAUCAACUCCAGAGGACUGGUGGGGCUGUGUCGACCACGAACCAGAAAUUGAGUUCCAAACCUUCCGAUGACAAAGCCGCAAUCUAGCGCUGUGCCACUCGGCAAGGGUCCAUUUGUGAUAUCGCCCACUUCUGAAGGCAGAGCUGGCAAGAUAGAUCGGCUACCAUACAGUGAAAGGCACGACUGUUUAAGUGAAUGCUUGUUGUACCAUUGUCUUUCUGCAUAGCCCAAAC
This is a messenger RNA of Lethenteron reissneri (Far Eastern brook lamprey), 13879 nucleotides long. RefSeq names its product adenylate cyclase 2 (gene ADCY2). Gene Ontology annotation, molecular function: adenylate cyclase activity. The record is from RefSeq and is a predicted model, not a curated record. Gene Ontology annotation, biological process: adenylate cyclase-activating G protein-coupled receptor signaling pathway; cAMP biosynthetic process; intracellular signal transduction. Lineage: Eukaryota; Metazoa; Chordata; Hyperoartia; Petromyzontiformes; Petromyzontidae. Gene Ontology annotation, cellular component: plasma membrane.